UGUUGAGCACUCAACUGUCAAAUUAUCUGUCAAAUAAAAUAAUCAUAACGUUUCGGGAUGAUUUGUUUGCAAGUUUUGUGAUUUGGCAAACUUAUUCAACUUUAAACAGUAGGGCACAAUUUCUAAAUGCCUAGUUUAUAAGAUUAUUUAUCAGUUAUAUGCCUUACAACAAUAACAAUUAAUGUUAUAACGAAAUGGACUUAUAGUGAAUCAUAUGGUGUGAUCAAGUUAUUUGGUUAUAAUAUCGAUCCUCGGAGUCUACAAUGGAUUUCAUCAAGAUUUCGAAGGUAUUGUAACGAGACGCGCUUAUUUACUAUUCAACAUUGGUUUAUAACACACUUUACAGACACGGAUGGUAUGUUUUCUGCAGGUGUCGCCAUACUAAAUCUCAUAAAAAAAUUUAAAGCUUGUGAAAGAGUAAUAAACAUCCAUACAAACUUUCGCCUUUAUAAUAUAAGUAGGAUACAUAUACAAUACGCAGUAUGCCACAGAACCGUGAAUAUAGCAUCAGGGUGCAAGCUCAAUAUCGGACUCAUUUGGUAUUCAGCGGGCAUUCAAGAUUGUUGGCCACUCGCCGCCCUCAGCCUGCUAUGUUCAUUUAUACCUGUUUGCGAACCAAAUACAAUACGUACGCUUUAGUCUUUCACAACCUAAAAGAAGAAGUGAGGUGUUAUACGAUGUGUGCACACUGAUCAUGUGGUUAAUAGCUAUAAAACAGACGGACACAAAAGCGUACUUUUGUUUGAGCGCUGAUUAAAAGUUACCCUCAACGAAGAAGAUUAUAUGGUUGAAGAAAUGCCAAUAGAGGUCGCAAGGUGUCUGCCUAUACAGGUCUAUAACUAUACCUAUAAAUGUUAAUAUCACAGUUCUAUCACAGUCAUGUCUGUUCAUAGACGAUGGAGUGUUAAUAUUGACGUAGACAGUAUCAUAUCAACACACGUGUUAACGAAUAAACACAAAAGGUAUCACACACCGUAAAUCCCUGUAGGAAGCAAACAAUAGCCUCUCGCCUAUUGUUCCCGAACAAAAAGCUUCAGGUUUCAGUGAACUUCGCUGAAGCUUUCAGUCUUCACGGGCUUCCAGCCUCUAACCAGCCACUCGAGUAAUUAUAAGGAUUUGAACCUACUAUUUUGAGUACGGUAGCUAAAGCUAAGUCUAAAAUGAUAAAAAAUUGAUUAAAAUGAAAAAUUAAAAAAGAUGAUUUUAAAAUCCCCUUUUGUUACUAGGAAAUAUUUUCUCGCGGGCAUCGAUUUGCAUUGAACGGGUUUCCCGGGUAUUUCGGGAUAAGAAGUAGCCUCUGACAUUAAAAGAUUGGUUACUAAGGGUACUCCACCAGUUCGGGGCGGGAUAGGGGAGCGGUGCGCAAAUGGCAUGAGCGGAGUUUUUAUGCAAUCUCAUUGGUCAAUUUCUCCGCUCCGCUCCCUCGCUCCGCACUGGUGGACAGGUAGCAUAACAGUUGAUGCGGAGACUGCGGACUACUACUUCUUUAAAAUAUUUACUACAUAUCCCUCUUUUAUUUGAGACAUCAGUAAAAUCAAUAUUUUAAAAGUAAUCGCUUUCAUAAUUCAGCCUUUCAGAUUCUCUUUUUUUCGAUUCUCAUUUAAGUAUUUACCUACUACUUAUAGACAAAGUACGUAAUGAUCAGAAAGUUUUAGUUUAUUACUUCUUUGUUGAUAAUGAAACUUAAAAACUACAAAGCUACUUAUAAUUUAUCAUAUGGCUUUAUUCAGUAGUUACACAAGCUACUUAAAAAUAUACUUAUAUUUUUUUUAAACUCAGAAUAAUAACAUUACAGGCCCGCGCUUUUAUUUCAUUGAUGAAAGAAAAAAGUUUUAUUUAUAUUGCUCUAUGUUCAAUGUCGGGUAUAAUACAAAGUACUCUGUGGUUCAAUGUUUAAUCAAACUUCAAAGUCUUCAAACAUUUGGAAAUAUUUCUACUCUGAGUUCACAGGUUUAUAAACUUACGUAUUUAACAAAAUGUAUCAAGGUAAGAAUGAUAAAGGUUUCGUUUCGUGCAAUGAUGAUAAGACGGCAGUUUUCUCGCUGCCCAUUGACUGGGUCCCUCGAUCUGGAGGCUUGGGCCUGAAAAAGUAUUUAGAGGAAAAACCUCUGAAUCAUGAAGAAACCACGCGAGAAAUGGAAGCUGCAGCAGAUGCUUCGAACAAGGAAAUCGAAGCUAAUGUUGAAACUAUAACAAAUAUUCUAAAAACUGAAAUAAACAAAUGUGAUCUAGAUACACAGUGUCUGCUCGAUAAAUAUAAAUCUGAUGCCCCAAUAACAAAGGACACCCAGAUUAAAGCUGUAAAUGAAAUCAAACAGUUCAUGAAUAAUAAAUUUUCUGCAAUCGAAGAUUUUAAAAAUGAAGGCUUAAGAAUAGAACGUGAAAGAGGUAACUGCAUAAAAGAUUUGCUAAAAGAGUAUUUGCAUCGCUUUAUAACUAUCGGCCACGUGGUACCUAAAGAGCUUAAAAAAGAUUUUGAGAACCGGAUAUUUGAAGCAAAUCAACAAUUGAUUAGUAACUGUAGAGUUUACGAAGAUAUGAGUUGUCAGUUGAAGAUAAUUGCUACAGAAGAGUUCAUGAAAGCCAAGGCAAGAUUGAAUGAAUUGGUAUUCACUUCUAAAAUUAUUGACCGUCCCGUCAGUGCCACCAAAAUAAGCUCACAAGAACCAAUGUUAUCUUAUUCACGUAGGUCAAGCAGUACAUCUUGUUCAGUGAACCCUACAUAUCCAGUACUAAAGCAGAAACCCCUACAAGUGACUGAAAAAGAUCAGUACAUUGCUAGGGUUAUCGAAAUCUACAAUACCUCUAUUGCCCAAGGCUAUAAUAAAUUAUCUUAUCACAUUAAACAUAUAAAUAAAGAACGAGAUUUUAAAUGUCUGGAGUAUUUUGAUCCCAAAGUAAGCGAAGUUUUACAUAAAAUGAUUGAACGUAUUUCACCGCGCAUUGCCACUUCUGACGAUGACGCACCAGAAAAAUGCCUUGACAUCUGGAAUUUGCAUACUGAUCUACCGAUAAUAUUGGAUAGUCUUAAUUACUUCAAUGAAGCUAUGAGGAACACAUACCUUAUUCUACGUGACACGUAUUCUUUAGCCGACGCUCACAUGAUGCGCUUGGGGUUGGCUCAAAAACUCACUAUGGCCAGUUUAGAUGAAUUAAUGGCUAAUAACGAUCGCAUUCAAUCAAUCAAUGAAGUUGAAUAUUCCGUAGUGAACAAAAACAUAGCGACAUGCUCUGACGCUAAUAAAAUGGUUACAGUGUGCAAAAAUGCUGCGAGUUUAUUUGAUCGCACCGCAGAGUUAUAUAAGCGACAUUAUGAAGCUGAAUUAGCUCACCUAGACCAGUUCAGGAAUCUCAUCACACCAUUAACAGAUGUUCUUAAAAGUGAAAUUGGUAUGUUCCUCCAGAAUCACUCAAUGGCAUGUUCUUGUCCGGCCAUGGAAUCGUCAAUUCAUAAUUCCUCUCAGAUUUACCAGGCAUUUUUGAAACAACUAUAUGAAAAUAAAGCAUUGCUAGAAUUUAAUAACGCAUGUCUUGAAAAGCUCGAUAGUAAUUUGCAACUGAUUGAAGAAAACGUUCAAAAUCAAGCUUCAAAAUGGAUUGAAAGUAGAGCCAAUUUUUUACGGUUGCGGCACGCAGCCAAAACUAUUUCGCAUUCUGUACGAGUAGAAACAGUGAAUAGAUGCAGCGCCAACCGUCUAGCUGUCCUAGAUCUCCAAGCCAGGCGUAUAGCUUCACAUGUCAAAGUGUUUGAAGACUUAGAACACCGAUUGCUGCAAGAAGCGUCUAAUUAUCUCAGCCUAGAGGCAUCUGAACUGUAUCCUUUGUGCGACUGGAUAGAUCGGACAAAGGCCCAAAUAGAAGAGCUUUCAUCUAAUGAAACCACAGAUCCAGAAGUAAAACGACUCAAAAUGAGUAGCUACAAACCUCGGGUGUACAGGUAUCGUAAGCUUUUUGAGGAAUCUCUUAUAGAUGCUAUAGCUGCGUGCAAGAAAAAAUCAGAACGUCUCAUAGAAGACGUUGUUAAUGAAAAUGAGAAUUUUUUUUCCGAAAUUAAACUUUUUUAUGAAAACGGGACAUACUCCGCAGCUGAGGCAAUGAAGGACAGCUCGGAAAUUAGCAAGAUGACAAACCAAGUGAAGGUGUCGAUUGAUCGAUUGGGAAAUGCUUUCAGGAAACGUCAAAGUGAGCUAUUGGUUUUGGCUGAUAAAUACAUGGAACCUGUUCUCAUAUUGUUGGGAGAGAUGUCUCCGUCGUCUGAAUUACCAGGUAAAAAAAAGAAAAAAGGAUUGAAAAAAUAGAAAUAGUCGCUACUUAAUAUAUUAUAUACUUCUAUCUAUACUCAUUUCAUCUUUCAUUUCGUGCACCUAGUUAGAUACUUUUUAUUAAAAUCAAUAAAAAGUGUGAUUAAUUUACAAGUAAGCACGCUACAUAACGUUAUAGGAAUUUGUUGUUCCGUAAAUUACUUUAAUAUUUACUUGAAUAAAGUUCUUUUCAUUCUGUAAUUAAAUAUCUCUUUGAAAUUUUAUCUAUUUACUGCUGCGAGAUAUUUCAAGUCGUUAAUUAAAAUGAAACAAGCAAACUUUACUGUUUUUUCCAGUUCUUUCAUCUACGUAUUUUCAAAAGCUUCCCGUUUUUCUUUUGUUCUGUCCGUAUUUACUAUGUUA
Molecule: messenger RNA, 4664 nt
Organism: Plutella xylostella (diamondback moth)
Lineage: Eukaryota; Metazoa; Arthropoda; Insecta; Lepidoptera; Plutellidae
Source: RefSeq, a predicted model, not a curated record